This is a messenger RNA of Leptosomus discolor (cuckoo roller), 2476 nucleotides long. It is a transcript of the gene ZNF711, whose product is annotated as ZFX family zinc finger ZNF711. Gene Ontology annotation, biological process: regulation of hemopoiesis; regulation of transcription by RNA polymerase II. Gene Ontology annotation, cellular component: nucleus. Gene Ontology annotation, molecular function: DNA-binding transcription activator activity, RNA polymerase II-specific; RNA polymerase II cis-regulatory region sequence-specific DNA binding; metal ion binding. The record is from RefSeq and is a predicted model, not a curated record. NCBI's taxonomy places the organism in Eukaryota, Metazoa, Chordata, Aves, Leptosomiformes, Leptosomidae.
AUGGAUCCAGGUGGUGGAAGUCUUGGAUUGCAAACACAGGAACCCAAAAUGCCUCACACUAUGAUUAUGCAGGAUUUUGUGGCUGGAAUGGCUGGCACUGCUCAUAUUGAUGGAGACCAUAUUGUUGUAUCAGUUCCCGAAGCUGUUCUAGUUUCUGAUGUCGUUACUGAUGAUGGAAUAACUCUUGAUCAUGGCUUAGCAGCUGAAGUUGUCCAAGGACCUGACAUCAUCACUGAAACUGAUGUUGUAACAGAAGGUGUAAUUGUUCCUGAUUCUGUUUUGGAAGCUGAUGUUGCUAUUGAAGAAGCAUUAGAUACCAGUGAUCAUGUUUUGACUACUGAUCUAAUAACAGAAACUGUUAGAGUUCCCGAUCAGGUUUUUGUGGCUGACCUUGUUACGGGUCCUGAUGGACAUCUGGAGCACGUGGUGCAAGACUCUGUGUCAGGAGCCAACUCACCUACAAUGGUUUCAGAAGAAGUUCUUGUAGCGAACUCAGAUUCUGAGGCAGUCAUUCAAGCAGCUGGUACUGUUCCUGGCUCCACAGUGACUAUAAAAACAGAAGACGAUGAUGAUGGCAAGAGUACAUCUGAAGACUACUUAAUGAUAUCUUUGGAUGAUGUUGGAGAAAAAUUGGACCAUAUAGGAAGCACUCCCUUGAAAAUCAGUACUGAGGUGACAAAUGAUGAUGUUGCUAAAGAUGACGGGUUUGGUUCAGAAGUUAUCAAAGUGUACAUAUUUAAAGCUGAAGCUGAAGAUGAUGUUGAAAUAGGUGGGACGGAAAUUGUCACGGAGAGCGACUUUCACAAUGGACAUUCUGUAGCUGGAGUAAUUGAACAAGGAGGUGUUGGUAGAAUGCAGCGAGAAAAAAUGGUUUACAUGGCUGUUAAGGACUCUUCUCAGGAAGAUGAAGAUAUUAGCUGUGCUGAAAUAGCAGAUGAAGUGUAUAUGGAAGUUAUAGUAGGUGAAGAAGAAGCUACAUCACUUCCAGACACACAGCUUGAAGACUCUGGCGUGAACAAAACUUUUGUCCCUGUUGCUUGGGCUGCUGCUUACGGAGAUGAAAGAAGGCUACCCAGAAGAUACGAAGAUGGUCAAGCGGCAGGAAAUAACUUGGAUACACGAUUAGAAAACAAAAACGGUAAUGCAACACAAUACCUGCAGAUUUGUGAUAGCAUUAGCACUAGUAGAGUGCUAAAACAAAAAACCAAGAAAAGGAGGAGAGGAGAGGCCAGGCAAUGGCAAACAGCUGUUAUAAUAGGUCCUGAUGGACAGCCCUUAACAGUUUACCCUUGUCAUAUUUGUGGGAAAAAAUUUAAAUCCAGAGGAUUCUUGAAAAGGCAUAUGAAGAACCAUCCAGAUCAUAUGAUUAAGAAGAAAUACCAGUGUACAGACUGUGACUUUACAACUAACAAAAAAGUAAGUUUCCACAAUCAUCUGGAAAGCCAUAAGCUUAUAAAUAAAGUUGAUAAAACCCAUGAGUUUACAGAAUAUACAAGAAGAUACAGAGAAGCCAGCCCGUUGAGUUCUAAUAAACUAAUACUGAGGGACAAGGAGCCUAAGCUACACAAGUGCAAAUAUUGUGACUAUGAGACUGCAGAGCAGGGACUACUCAACAGACAUCUGCUUGCAGUUCACAGUAAGAACUUCCCUCAUGUGUGUGUGGAGUGUGGGAAAGGAUUCCGCCACCCAUCAGAGCUGAAAAAGCAUAUGAGGACCCACACUGGGGAAAAGCCAUACCAGUGUCAGCACUGUGUCUUCAGGUGUGCUGAUCAGUCCAAUCUGAAAACUCACAUCAAAACCAAACAUGGGACUGAUUUGCCGUUUAAAUGUGAGCACUGUCCCCAGGCGUUUACAGAUGAAAAAGAACUGCAGCAGCACACAGAAUUAUUUCAAGGGCAUAAGACUCAUCAGUGUCCACAUUGUGACCAUAAGAGCACCAACUCAAGUGACCUGAAGCGACACAUUAUUUCAGUUCACACAAAGGAUUUUCCCCACAAGUGCGAGGUAUGUGAAAAAGGCUUCCAUCGUCCAUCUGAGCUCAAAAAGCAUAGUGAAACACAUAAAGGUAAAAAGAUACAUCAGUGUAGACACUGUGACUUCAAAACAUCAGAUCCUUUUGUACUUAGUGGGCAUAUCCUCUCAGUUCACACCAAGGACCUGCCUUUUAAAUGCAAAAGAUGUAAAAGAGGAUUUAGGCAGCAAAAUGAACUUAAGAAGCACAUGAAGACCCACAGUGGAAGAAAAGUUUAUCAAUGCCAGUAUUGUGAAUAUAGCACUACGGAUGCGUCAGGCUUUAAACGGCAUGUAAUAUCAAUACACACAAAAGACUAUCCCCAUAGGUGUGAGUAUUGCAAAAAGGGAUUCCGUAGACCAUCCGAAAAAAAUCAGCAUAUAAUGAGGCACCACAAAGAGGCCAUAAUGUAAUAUAGGAGCUCGAGAAGGAAGCAAUUUAGAAACUGUGAUAUGCUAAUUGGGG